GCGGGGUGAGUUGGAGAUGGAUGUUGCAAAGAGGUUUGAAAAAAUCCAGAGGGGAGGACUUAUUAUGUACAUUUCUCGGCCGAGUAACAGUCGACAGUCGAGGAAGCUCGGAGUCCACGACUCAACUCGAACGAAACAGAAACAAAAACAAAAAACGAAAACGAAAACAAAAACAAAAUGACAACGACCAUCGAUGAGAACAACAACAACAAUAACAACGAUGAUAAGGAGAAUAUAAACACCAGGACUCAGACUGGGGACCAAGAACCCACUGAGGACGAGCAAGAGGAAAGACCCAGUCAACCAUCAACCGACAAUCAUCAACCCAAGAAGAUCGAGACAACAACGACCAAUAACGAGACUGAGCCUAGUGCGAGUACUAGCAAAUCAGACCCAACCCUCAUCAAGCUCAUCGGAAAUAACGUGCCAAGCAUCCCACUCGAAGUCCUCAAACGAAACCCUCAUUCAAAAGACCCAUCUCCUUCCGCCCCUAAAUGGAUCUGGGCACCGAUCGAUCACCCGGCUCGAAAGGACGGCUUGAAACUGAACCAUUGGGUACGCACUGAUGAUCAGGAGGUCUAUAGAUUUGCGAAAUAUGAUACAACAUCAAACGUCUUUAGCUACACGACCGAAGAGUACUAUCACCUACUAAGAGAUGAUGACUGGACGAAGGCAGAGACAGAUUAUCUGUUCAAUCUCUUGAAUACCUACGACCUCAGAUUCCCAGUAGUACAUGACAGGUACGAAUUCGUGGGCAGUCAUGAACGAACCUUAGAUGACCUGAAGGCACGAUACUAUUCGAUCUGUCAAAAGUUAAUCCCGCACCGACCGUCUACGAGUUCGACAAGCACUCAUCUGGAUGACCCGAACAAGAAACAGUUGAUUCAAUCCUAUCACUUCGAUAAACAGAGAGAAGUCGAACGAAAGAAACAUGUGAAAUCCUUGCUCAAUCGGACACCGGCUCAGCUACAGCAAGAAGAAUUCAUUUACAUCGAGACGCGAAGAUUAGAGCAAAACCUACUCAAGCGGAUCAGGAAUCGUGAUGAAGUAAUGAAGAUCAUCGGAGGCUUCCAGCAUCACAUCUUGAAUGAGAUGAAGUUCUGGCCGAUCGUCGAACCUAGUCCGACGACCUUGCAACUAUCCCGUCUGGCGAUUAGUAAUAGUAUCAACAACAAUUUGAACUCGGCUAACAACCCAUCUGGGUUUGCUCAUCCACCUGAGAGUACAAGUCGGUCGGCUCAUCUGAACCAGCUUGACAAGCGUAACGCUCGACGAGAGGACACCACGAUGGAUGACUUGCCGAUCAAUGCUAGUAGUGGUGGUCUUGUAGGCGACAACCAAGAGAUGAAUGGAGAGCGUCCGAAAGGGAUAGACCCACAAGAGCAGAUCGAGCAUGACACGAAACACUGCAUCUAUCGGUUAGACUCGAAUUCUCUGACCGGAUCGACAACUGGCUCGGGAGGGCAUCACCGAACGGUCUGCCUACGAUCGGCCCGGAUCCCGCUGCCUAAGACGGCCGCUGCUCAGACCCGGAUCUCGACGGUAUGGAGCGAGCUGAAUAUCCCGAACCUGCUAAGCUAUCUGCCCAAGCCACUGAUCAUGCCGACCCGGAAGAACGUGGAAAGCUACGAGCGACUGAUACAGGCCACCAACCAGCUCAUCGACCUCAAGCGACUCAUCGACCGGGUCGACAACGACCUCAAGGUGCACCGCAAGAAGAAGGACUCCCUCCUGGCUACCCUCUCCACCUCCUCUACCCAUCCUACAUCACCUGCUAAGAUCGAACUCGAUAAUCCUCCCGCUCGUCCUCCCCAACCUAACCCACCAAUCGAAUCCAAUCCAGAAGAUCCUUCCCUCCUUGGACCGGAUCCACCGGAAGACUACCACACGGGAUCUCGUUUGGGGAACCGCGCGUUUAUCAUUAUAAAGUCAGGUUGA
Messenger RNA from Puccinia graminis f. sp. tritici CRL 75-36-700-3, 1938 nucleotides. RefSeq lists its product as uncharacterized. Gene Ontology annotation, biological process: negative regulation of transcription by RNA polymerase II; DNA repair; chromatin remodeling. Gene Ontology annotation, cellular component: NuA4 histone acetyltransferase complex; Swr1 complex. The record is from RefSeq and is a predicted model, not a curated record. Bases 178 to 1938 code for a protein of 586 amino acids. Gene Ontology annotation, molecular function: transcription corepressor activity. NCBI's taxonomy places the organism in Eukaryota, Fungi, Basidiomycota, Pucciniomycetes, Pucciniales, Pucciniaceae. The transcript has 3 exons.